AUGGGAGUAAAAAUUCAAGGUCGUGAUACACGAGCUAGUUUAGUAACGACACGUGGUGUGAGGUGCGACUGUGGCAAAAAGUUCAAAAAUUUCCGGUACAAAAAACUGCACAGGAUGAAGGGUUGCGGCAACCCUCCUACUUUCUACUGCCCUUACGAUGAUUGUGGCUACAAGUUCACAGAGUCGAUGUUUUUAGGAUUUCAUCUCACUGGAUUCCAUCUCAAAUUAGUGGCUUCAACGUCACAAAGAUCAGCAAAAAAAGGGGAAGUCUUUACGUGCAAAAGUUGCGACAAGACUUUUAAACACAGAUCCUCACACUACAACCAUACGCAGUACACUUGCGGUAAAGGGCCUAGUUACUUCUGUAAUAUGUGCGAUUUCCGUACUAAGUACGUUUAUCACGUCCAGCAGCAUCUCUAUGUCAGACACGACGUGACAGUUCGAAGGAAGGACUUGAAGGAUUGCGUAGGGUGCACCAUUGUGAAGAACUGA
Messenger RNA from Sitophilus oryzae (rice weevil), 492 nucleotides. RefSeq names its product gastrula zinc finger protein XlCGF8.2DB-like. The transcript has 3 exons. The record is from RefSeq and is a predicted model, not a curated record. NCBI's taxonomy places the organism in Eukaryota, Metazoa, Arthropoda, Insecta, Coleoptera, Curculionidae. Bases 1 to 492 code for a protein of 163 amino acids.